GCGCACGCGCACAUUUGACCCUAAUCUCGAGGACAUCAUCAGUACUGCAGAAUGUGUUGGUGUUUUCGUAAAGGCUGAACUGCAUUGUAUAAAAACUGCGGAUGUGUGUCCGUUCGUUAGUUUCGUUAUCGUUUAGGGGAUGGGUUUAUCUCAAUUUUGUUCACCGUUCAUUUUUUAUCAUGUUUGGGGUUGGAUGAGAUAGAAAUGUCUAUAAUUAUGUCUGAAUGUUUCUUAUUUUAUUAUUGCAUGUAAUAUCUAAUUCCUUCAGUAGCGCUAAAUAUAUAUGUAUAUAACAUAAAUAAAUUAUAUAUAUAAAGAUAUUUAUAAAACAUAUAAAUAUUUUUAAUUUGUAUAGUAAUUUUAUAACCUAUCAGCGUUUAUAAUAUAGCAUUUACCAAUUGUUGAAAUACUUUAUAUAGUAGAUUUUAUAGCUUCUUGGAAUUCCCAUAAAAAAAAGGUUUAUAUGUUUGCUAGAGAUACAUUCCGUUUUAAAAGAAGUGAAGAUGCUAGUCAUAGAGGAAUGAGCUCUUAGAUCUUUUUCUUACCAAUAUUACCUUGGCAAAAAUCUAACCUACAAAAAUGUUAGAACCCUCGUCGUCAGAAGAAGAAAGCGAGAACGAAGCAGUCGAGGAAGAGAGUUCGGAACCCCAAGCGCUGUCUGCUUCUGCGACAAAUUUGGAAAUCCCAAGGAGUGGUAGUAUUCCCCGUAGCAUAUCGCCAGCAAGUGGGGCGGAUAACUUAAGCGUGGUGAGCAGUUCUCAGUCUCGGUCGAAUAGUUUAGCACGGCCUUCUAGUCCCAGUCCAUCUCUGGUUAGUGAAAAAGAUAAGGAAAAAGAUGAUGUCGAUAAGGCUGAAAAAGAGGAAGAAGAGCGGAAGAAGCGUCUGCAGCUGUACGUGUUUGUCCUUCGCUGUAUUUCUUAUCCAUUCAAUGCAAAACAACCCACAGACAUGGUUCGCAGGAACCUGAAAGUCACGAAGCAGCAGCUUGAAACAAUUCAGGGACGUUUCCAAGCGUUCUUCAAGGGGGAGACGACUAUCUCAUCUGACGAGGCCUUUAACAAUGCAGUACAAAACUACUAUGAAGUUUUUCUAAAGAGUGAUCGUGUACUGAGAAUGGUACAGAGUGGGGCUUGCUCACAGCAAGACUUUCGAGAUGUUUUCAAAAUAAACAUCGAGAAACGGGUACGCAGUUUGCCUGAAAUCAAUGGCCUUAGCAAAGAAACAGUCCUCACGGCAUGGUUAAAUAAGUUUGAUGCAAUCCUCCGAGGAGAUGAGGACACCAGAAAACCUCAAAGUAGGUUACAGCAGAAUGUUGCCUCAGAACUGAUAUUAAGUAAGGAACAAUUAUAUGACAUGUUUCAAAAUAUCUUGGGAGUCAAGAAGUUUGAACAUCAACUUCUAUAUAAUGCAUUACAGCUGGACUCUCAAGAUGAACAAGCAGCUGCUAUUCGGCGUGAAUUGGAUGGUAGAGUGCAGAAAGUUAAUGAAAUGGAAAAAAACCGCAAAUUAAUGCCAAAAUUUGUACUGAAAGAGAUGGAAAGUUUGUACAUAGAAGAGUUACGUUCUUCCAUUAACCAGCUGAUGUUGAAUUUAGAAAGUCUACCUGUUUCUAAGACUGGAGCUGAAGGGAAAUAUGGAUUACAGAAACUUAAGCGGUAUAAUCACAGCUACCUCUCUGCAUCUGCAAAUAUUUGGCCUGAAUGUAGUCCACUAAAACUGCUAAUGUGCCUGCAAGCUCCGCUUUGGAUUAUUAUUUACAAUGCACUAGUCUUUUCUUUUACAUACAUAAGUCAAUCAUCUUUAUCAAAAGAAGCCGUUACUGAUGAUGGAGAAACCUCGCUCUCUAAGCUUGAUGUUAUUCUUUCUUUCACAUUGGAGGUAGUAGUUAUGGAAGUCAAAGGACUUAAAUCUUUAGCACCCAAUAGAAUAGUAUAUUGUACUAUGGAAGUUGAAGGAGGAGAAAAAUUACAAACUGAUCACGCGGAAGCUUCGAAACCCAUGUGGGAUACUCAAGGAGAUUUCACAACCACACAUGCUUUGCCUAUAGUUAAAGUUAAAUUAUACACAGAAAGUCCAGGCUUAUUAAGUUUAGAUGAUAAAGAAUUAGGGAAAGUUAUAAUAAAGCCUACUCCUUUGAGUCCUAAAACUCCUGAAUGGUACAAAAUGAUUGUCCCAAAAAAUGCUCCUGAUCAAGAUUUACGAAUCAAAAUUGUUGUCCGCAUGGAUAAGCCUCUAAACAUGAAGCAUUGCGGGUAUUUAUUUGCGCAAGGAAAGCAAGUUUGGAAAAAAUGGAAAAAAAGAUAUUUUUUGCUGGUUCAGGUAUCACAGUAUACUUUUGCAAUGUGUAGUUACAGAGAAAAGAAGUCGGAACCUACGGAAAUGAUGCAGCUGGAUGGAUAUACUGUAGAUUAUGUUGAACCAGUGCUUGAUCUUGAAGGUGGGAGGUUUUUCUUCAAUGCGGUCAAGGAAGGUGAUAGCGUACUUUAUGCCAGUGACGAUGAAAAUGAGUGUCAUCUAUGGGUCAUGGCUAUGUACAGGGCUACAGGACAAUCUCAUAAACCAACUCCCCUUGUUCAACCUCAAACCAGCAAAAACUCUACCAUAUCUAGGUUACAAGGAGAUGCUGAUCGUGCAAGGAAGCAUGGCAUGGAUGAAUUUAUAUCAGCAGAUCCAUGCAAAUUUGACCAUCAUAAGCUUUUCAGAAGCUUACAGACUACAACUCUUGAUUAUCGGCUAAACGACCCAUACUGCUCUUUGGGUUGGUUCAGUCCUGGGCAAAUUUUUUGCCUUGAUGAGUAUUGCGCUCGUUAUGGAGUUCGUAGCUGUUAUCGUCAUCUGUGCUACUUGCAUGACUUAUUGGAUAGAGCAGAAAAAUCUAUUAUGAUUGACCCUACUCUAAUACAUUAUAGUUUUGCUUUUUGUGCGUCACAUGUUCAUGGAAAUAGUACUGCCCCACCUGGACAGGUUGCUACAGAUGUGAGGCCAGACGGCAUUGGAACUGUGACUGUUGAAGAAAAAGAUAUUUUUGCCGAAAUUAAGGAACGAUUAAGAAUACUUCUCGAAAACCAAAUUACUCAUUUUAGGUAUUGCUUCCCCUUUGGUCGACCAGAAGGUGCACUUAAAGCUGCACUUUCUUUGUUGGAGAGAGUUUUAAUGAAAGACGUGAUGACUCCAGCUCCUCCAGAAGAAGUCAGAUCAGUUAUUAAAAAAUGUUUAGAAAAUGCAGCACUCGUAAACUACACUAGAAUAUCAGAACAAGCCAAAAUUGAAGGAACUGAAGCUGCAAAACAACAGCAGCAACAACAACCUCCUGAAGAACAAGAAUCAGAGAUGGACGAAAAUGCAUCACCUGGAAAGAAACUGGAAGAUCUAAUACAUUUAGCUGAAUUAUGUGUCGAUCUUUUGCAACAGAACAAUGAGAACUAUGCUGAGGCUUUUGCAUGGUUCAGUGACCUCCUCGUUGAACACGCGGAGAUCUUUUGGUCAUUGUUUGCUGUUGAUAUGGACACAGUUUUAGCUGAACAGCCUCCAGAUACAUGGGAUAGUUUUCCAGUCUUCCAAGUGCUGAAUGAUUAUCUUCGAGUAGAUGAAAACUUAUGCGGAGGGAGGUUCCAUCAACAUCUUCGUGAUACAUUUGCUCCCCAAGUUGUUCGUUAUGUGGAUCUAAUGGAAUCAUCUAUUGCUCAAUCCCUUCAUAAAGGCUAUGAAAAAGAACGAUGGGAAUUAAAAGGGCAUGGAUGCAUUACUUCAGAAGAUCUUUUUUGGAAACUAGAUGCCUUGCAAUCUUUCAUCCGGGACUUGCAUUGGCCUGAUGAAGUUUUUGCCAAACAUUUGGAACAAAGGUUAAAACUCAUGGCAUGUGAUAUGUUGGAGUCUUGUAUUAACAGGACUCUUCAAGCAUUCCAACAAUGGCAAAAGAAAGGGAGCAAAUGGACUAGCACCGAUUAUAUUGUUCCUUCUGAAAUGUGUGCGAUGAUAAACGUAGUUCUUGAAGCCAAGAAUCAGUCUUUGAAGCUGUGCACUGUUGAAGGAGUAGACCUGCAUCAAUACCAUGCCAAAAUUGAUGAAAUGGUUGACAAAAGCUUGAAUCAAAUGCAAACUGGGCUCAUUACAAAAUUAACAAGCAUAUUAGAGUUAACCUUAAACAAGUUAUCUCGUUAUGAUGAAGGUAGCCUUCUUGCGCCCAUUUUAUCGCUCACAUAUAAGCAAGGUGUAUCUAGCUCAGGUAAAGAAGUUGGGCUGGCGUACAUUAAUUUUGCUCGAAACAGCAUGGAGCAGUUGAGGCAGAAGGUCACUGAUGAGCUCUGGGUAUUAGGUCUCUUUGAGGACUGGUAUGCUGCUCAAGUAUCAAUGAUAUGUGCGUGGUUAUCUGAAAGACUUGAUCAUGGUUUACAUUCCUUCCAGUUAUCAGCUUUAUCUCAUAUAGCCAAGAAAUUAUAUUCUGAUUUUGAGCUGCAAGGUAUUGAAGAAGAAAAAUUGAAUUCUAAAACUUAUCAGACGAUAACUAGUCGUUUACAACUUGAAGAAGCUGCUUCUUCAGUCAAUGAUUCGAGGGAGAAGGACGAUUCUGAGGAAUAUGGAGACGAAGAAGGCGCUAAAGGAAAAACUGUGCUGCGGGAUGAAGGUGCGGAAGGGUACGUCAGUAGUAUAAAGAAUGUCACAUCAAAUAUGGUUGGAAGAAUAUCUAAUUUGAGUCGUGGAGGUUUGGGUGGCUUAGCAAACAAAUUUUCUGGCGGUUUCCUUAACUUUUAGUUCAUAUGUACUAGUCACACUUCUUAAAUCUCACCAGUAUUUAUAAAAUUAUUUAUCGAGUGAGCAUUUCCACUCAGGUUGUUUCUAAAGCCCUCCAAGAAAUCUUAGAGCGAGGAGAUGUGGAUCUUGCUGAUCGAUGGAAAUAUCCUUUUCGGGGCAUUUAUUGCAUUUAGUAUCGCAAAGGUUACUGUCAUAGUAUCUCUGCUUCCUGAGUGUUAUGUAACAAAAUGAACUCAGAUUAUAUUAUGUAUAAUGAUUGCUAUGUAGUAAUAUAUUUCAACAAAAGGGUGUGCAGAGUAUAGAACACAGAUGCCUAAUUAGCAGUAACAAAACAAUAAGAAUGCAUGUUCUUUGUAAAUGCCAAAAGUGCCCCUAGAUUAGCGGCACAUUUAUCUAGCAAAUAAACUUAUUAAAAUCCACUCUUUUUUGAAGUGAAAAGUGAGAUUUUAGCCUCUAUGCAUUUUUCUCCAUGUGUCCCAUUAUUUCACUAUGUCCUAGGCUCUUAAAAGCGUGUACAGUUACACCUUAGAAAUUUAAAAAAAAAGAACACAGAAGUGCAAUACAUUUCACACCACUGUUAAUUAGGGUUAUUGUUAUACUUUAUUUCUUUUGUUUUAUUGCAUGCUAUAUUUAUGCCUCUUAUACUUGAGGUUAGGCUAACUAACUUUCUGACUAGGCUGUGAAUGUUGAUGACUUAAAAUAUAAUUCAUAAUUAAAUACAAAUUUUGAACUAAAGGGAAAUGAGUUUUAUCAGUUAAAACAUUAUCUUACAAUUAAGGGAAAUUAAAGAAAAGAUAGCAAUUCAAACUUAUUAAAUUAAGUUUUGAACGAUAAUUAGUAUUUGAUUUUUCUUAUGUAAAUUUAGCUGAGGUGCCAGCUAUUACGAUUUAUCCAUAAUUAUUGUGAUUUUGUAAUCAAGAUGACAGUGUUACGGUUUGGUUAUAAAAACUAUGUUUUUUUUAAAAAUCUUUUAUUAAUAAUCUGUAAAAAAAUAAGCUUUUUCCUCCUUAACUACCGAUAAUUAUGAAAUAAUGUUUAUUGCUGUAAAUAUUGGGAAAAAAAGUAAUAGUUAGGUGUUUAUUUUCUUUUAUUUAGUAUUCAUUUAUAGCGUAAUAUUAUUAAUAUUAUUAAUAUUACGCUAUACCUACAUAAAAUUAUAUAGCAAAAACAAGUUGAAAUUGCAUUAGUUUGAAUUUUAUUAAUAUUAUGUAUAUUAAUUGUACUUCUGAUUACUAAUAGCUAGUUAGGAAAGUUAGCUGCUCUAAAUUAGAAAAGAUAGUGAAAAAAAAUAUAUAAAUUUUUGUUGAAAUAUUUCUUAUCUUGAUUAAGAAAAAAAAAGAAAGAAAAUAUCUUGUUUUUUAAAAUGGAACAAAAAUCAAAAAUGUUAUGUUGUAAAAAAAAAAUCAAAUCUAAAGUCAUCAAUAUUUACCCCCUAUUUAUGACAUAAACAGCUAAACAAGUCUUAGAUUAUA
This is a messenger RNA of Parasteatoda tepidariorum (common house spider), 6224 nucleotides long. It is a transcript of the gene Cadps, whose product is annotated as calcium-dependent secretion activator 1. Gene Ontology annotation, biological process: dense core granule exocytosis; synaptic vesicle exocytosis. The record is from RefSeq and is a predicted model, not a curated record. NCBI's taxonomy places the organism in Eukaryota, Metazoa, Arthropoda, Arachnida, Araneae, Theridiidae.